This is a messenger RNA of Drosophila busckii, 877 nucleotides long. RefSeq names its product ER membrane protein complex subunit 10 (gene EMC10). The coding region runs from base 99 to 779 and encodes 226 amino acids. The record is from RefSeq and is a predicted model, not a curated record. The transcript is spliced from 2 exons. Gene Ontology annotation, cellular component: EMC complex. NCBI's taxonomy places the organism in Eukaryota, Metazoa, Arthropoda, Insecta, Diptera, Drosophilidae.
CCAGCUGACAGCAAUGCACUAUCAUCCAAUUUGAAGGAAAAAAAUUAAAUGACUGAUUAAGAAUUUAUAAAAACACUAAAACGAAAAAUCUGUUAGAAAUGCUAGGAAAAGUAAAUUGUAUUGCAAUUCUCUUGCUGGGCCUGUUUACCAGUGGAUGGGGCUUUUUGGAGCACGAUAGCUGGAUAACAGUUGAAUUACAGCAUGCCCUUUCCUCUACAAAUCCGGAACAGUUCUCUGAUCGUGGCAACAUUACCAUAGCAAGCCUUAAUUCUGGCCAGUCGAAUGUAGUGCAAGACUCCUUAACGAAGAGGGAACUGGAGAGCAUAAAGGUUUUGGCAAAGCGAGACGACUUCUAUCGCGUAAAGGCCACGGUGGUGUAUCCGAAUGGCAAUAAGCAGCAGUUUUUAACAUCCACAAAAGCUUGUAGCUUGCUGCAGGCACAAUUCAAUGACAUACUUUGGAUUUCAUUGGAUGCAAAUGGAUUUGUAACGGGCAUCACCACUUCACAGGAUACGGUAACCAAGGGCGCCGAUUGCGGCACAAGCGAUGUGUUGCAGAUUCAGGAAACCAGCUUCAAUACUGAUGUUAUCAUAAGGCAUUCCGAGCUUGCGCCCGUGCCCGAUACCGGCAGCUUCAUUCAGAAGUUCGAGCGCGAGGCCAAGGAACGCGGUGAAGUGCGUGAUAACAGAGGCUUCUUUGCCAAAUACUGGAUGUACAUUGUUCCCGUUGUGCUGCUAGUGCUGAUUUCUGGCGCUACAAACCAGGAUGCCGCCAAAUAAUCAGCAAAUUGUGUGUAGCAUAAAAUUAAAUUAAAGUUAGCCUAUUAUUGUUUGCAAUUAAACAAAUAUGGAAGUAUACCAAAUAUAACUAUAUUUGU